CGGCUCUGAAUAUGAAAACACCAAUUACCAAUCCCACCACCUACCCAACCCAACAGUUAUCUUCCCAAUUCUUAAAUCGCCUCUUCAUUUCCCCCCCCGCCCCUCACUUUCUCGGCUUCUCACCGCCGUAGGCCACCCACUACACCUAGACCGAGAGAGAGAGAGAGAGAGAGAGAGAGAGAGAUGGGGUUAGGAAAGAGGCCGAUCCAAGCGGCGUCGUUAUGGGUGAGGAGACAGCCGCCCAAGGUGAAGGCGUUCCUUGCGGUGGUGACGGGGAUGGCGGCGCUGGUGUUGCUGCGUGUCAUCGUACACGAUCACGACAACCUCUUCGUCGCCGGCGAAGCCGUUCACUCCAUUGGCAUCUGCGUCCUCAUCUACAAACUCACCAAGGAAAAAACUUGCGCAGGACUCUCACUUAAAUCACAGGAACUAACAGCGCUGUUUUUAGCUGUUAGGCUGUACUGCAGUUUUGUCAUGGAAUAUGAUAUACAUACCUUGCUUGAUUUAUCCACAUUGGCUACAACUCUAUGGGUUAUUUAUAUGAUGCGUUUUAAUCUUAAGUCAAGUUAUAUGGAGGACAAAGACAACUUUGCAAUGUAUUAUGUGGUGGUGCCAUGUGCGGUAUUGGCUUUGUUAGUCCAGCCGUCAACUUUGCAUACUUUUAUCAACAGAUUCUUUUGGGCUUUCUGUGUAUACCUGGAAGCUGUUUCUGUAUUACCCCAACUUCGUGUCAUGCAAAACUCAAAGAUUGUUGAACCAUUCACGGCUCAUUACGUAUUCGCAUUAGGUGUUGCCAGGUUCCUGAGCUGUGCUCACUGGGUUCUACAGGUUUUGGACAGCGGUGGCCGUUUGCUGACAGCUCUAGGUUACGGGUUAUGGCCUUCGAUGGUUCUUAUCUCGGAAAUCGUUCAGACUUUCAUACUAGCAGACUUCUGCUACUACUAUGUUAAAAGUGUUUUCGGAGGACAACUUGUGCUACGUCUUCCUUCUGGAGUUGUGUAAUUGAAGAUCAUACGAAGCAUGAUCGGCAUUGACCCGGAACUUAAAAUAGUCAUACGAUUUUCAUUUCGGUUCUUUUGCUCAUAUGAUUCCUGUUAUCGGACUUGGUUGCAUAUGAGAUCAGGGAUCAAUUUUCUUGCUCUGAUAUCAUGGUUUUUGGUUAAGCACUAA
Messenger RNA from Rhododendron vialii, 1170 nucleotides. RefSeq lists its product as uncharacterized. Gene Ontology annotation, biological process: protein retention in ER lumen. Bases 184 to 1002 code for a protein of 272 amino acids. The transcript is spliced from 6 exons. The record is from RefSeq and is a predicted model, not a curated record. Gene Ontology annotation, cellular component: membrane. NCBI's taxonomy places the organism in Eukaryota, Viridiplantae, Streptophyta, Magnoliopsida, Ericales, Ericaceae. Gene Ontology annotation, molecular function: ER lumen protein retrieval receptor activity.